This is a messenger RNA of Platichthys flesus (European flounder), 3566 nucleotides long. It is a transcript of the gene ttll6, whose product is annotated as tubulin tyrosine ligase-like family, member 6. The record is from RefSeq and is a predicted model, not a curated record. The transcript has 16 exons. Gene Ontology annotation, biological process: protein polyglutamylation; microtubule cytoskeleton organization. Gene Ontology annotation, molecular function: tubulin binding; tubulin-glutamic acid ligase activity. Gene Ontology annotation, cellular component: cilium. Lineage: Eukaryota; Metazoa; Chordata; Actinopteri; Pleuronectiformes; Pleuronectidae.
GUGGUUCGUCUAACGAGGAGAGAGACAGCUUCUUAACGGGCUCUUAGAACCUGGAUUCCUGUAGAGAGAGCCCGACGGACGAGGGGCAGCCACCAUCACCUUCAUCACCUUCAUCACCUUCAUCCUCAUAGAUGUAGGCCCGACGAUGCACGAUGGGUCUCCCUGUGGUCAGCCCACACCGAUACAGUGAUGUGCUCAAAUGUGAGCUGCGAGGAGAGGGAGAGGAGGGCGAGAGCCAGAGUGAAGCCGGCCCCCCCGUCAGGCCGCCUGUCAUCAAGAAGAGGAGGAAAGGCAAGAAGAGAUGACUGUGGAUCAGCCUCACCAACUGCAAAUAUGAAAGUGUGAGACGAGCUGCCUGCAGGUUGGGCCUCAAGGAGGUGGGGGAGGGCGAGGACUGGACUCUGUUCUGGACCGACUUCUCCGUGACUCUGCUCCGCGUGAAGGACAUGAAGUGUUACCAGAAAAUAAAUCAUUUCCCAGGGAUGAAUGAGAUCUGCCGCAAAGAUCUACUGGCAAGAAACAUGAACCACAUGCUGAAGCUCUUCCCCAAAGACUACGGCAUCUUCCCCCGGACGUGGUGCCUCCCUGCAGAUUACAGCGAAUUCCAAGCGUACACCAGAUCCAAGAGACACAGGACGUACAUCUGUAAGCCAGAUAGCGGCUGCCAGGGCAAAGGCAUCUUCAUCACCAAGUCCAGUAAAGACAUUCCAGCUGGAGAACACAUGAUCUGCCAGGUCUACAUCUCCAGGCCUUUCAUCAUCGACGGUUUCAAGUUCGACCUGCGUAUCUACGUGCUGGUGACGUCAUGUGACCCGUUCAGCGUGUUCAUGUUCAAGGAGGGACUCGCUCGCUUCUGCACCACGCACUACAACGAGCCCAAGCAAGGAAACGUGGAUGAUGUGUGCAUGCAUCUCACCAACUACUCAAUCAACAAGAACAGUGAGAGGUUCGUCCGGGACGAGGACACCGGCAGCAAACGAAAACUGUCCACACUGAACAGGUACCUGGAGUCCAUCAGCUGCAACACGGAGAAGAUGUGGAGCGACAUCGAGGACGUGAUCAUCAAGACGCUGAUCUCAGCUCAGCCCACGCUCAAGCACAACUACCAGACCUGCUUCCCCAACCACACCAGCGGCAGCGUGUGCUUCGAGAUCCUGGGCUUCGACGUGCUGCUGGAUCACCGGCUGCGGCCCUGGGUGCUGGAGGUGAACCACUCACCGAGUUUCACCACCGACUCGGCGCUGGACCGCGAGGUGAAGGACGCCUUGUUGUACGACACCCUGGUUCUCAUCAACCUGGGCGCCUGCGACCGCCGCAAGAUCACCAAGGAGGAGAAACGCAGGGUGAAGGAGCGGCUGGAGCAGAACCAGACCCGAGAGGCCAGGCUGGAGGAGCUGCGGCAGUGCCAGGCGGCCACGGUGGAGCAGAUGGAGCAGUACGAGGCCGACAACCUGGGCGGCUUCAAGAGGAUCUACCCCCGACAGGGAUCGGAGAAAUACGACAAGUACUUCAAACACAGCAACGUGCUCUUCCAGAAGACGGCAGCGUCCCAGGCCCGAGAGGACUGCUCCAGGCAACAACUGCAGGAGCUGCGUCUGAAGGAGGAGAAGGUGAAGGAGAGGGAGCAGAGGGGGGGUCGGAGGAGAGACCUGCAGGGGGAGACAGCGGGGGAGCGGGUCAGACGUCGACAUACACCAGCUCGAGUCCCGCUCACACGGCCGCCUCGUCUGUCCCGGCUGGUGGAGGAUCCCGAAGCUGCACGCCUCCGAGCAGAGAAGCAGGAGGAGGAGGAGGAGCAGGAGGAGGAGGUGGAGGAGCAGCGGCGGGUCGAGGCCCUUCUCCAGAGGAAGAAACUGCUGCAGGACCUGGGGGUGGUGGAGCAGAUCCGGCAGCUGCUGCAGGGCCCGGCCGGGAAAGAGCCCCAGCAGCAGAGGAGGCAGCAGAGACGCCAGGAGACCAAGAUUGACCCUGUGAUGCAGUCGCCCCAGAGGAAGCAGCAGCAGCAGCCCGGCCCUCAGACCACACGGCAGCAUGAGCUGAGCCCCCCCGCGGACCAGCGCGGCCCGGACGAGUCCGUCGACCCGCUGCUCGAACCCAAGAGCCACAACCGAGCAGGGGACGCUCACAGCACCAUCAACACCAUCAACACCAUCAACACCAUCAACACCAUCAGCACCCAGCGGAUUCACUGGCCAGUCAGCAGAUCUCUGGACCUGUGGCCGGAGAGCAGGAGAAGCUCCGUGUCCGACCCCCGGCUCAGCGCCUCCACCAUAAACCCCCCCGCUGCCCUGCAGAGCCUGCUGGUCAUCUCCAGAGCGCCGCUGGUCAGGAGGCCUGGCUUCCCUCACGCCAGGGGCCCCCGGCACGGAAAGGGCCAGCGCCGGUCAGGGGCCACAGACUGAGGCUCAUGUUUAAAUCCACUUUGCAGGAGCAGGACGAGAAGAGAGCCGGAGGUGGAGACGCCUCAAACUGUGAUGACACAGGAACUCUCUGUGCCGAUGGUGCAUGUGUCACGUUUGCAGACUUUAAUAUGUGGACUCCUGCAGUUUGCUCCACUCGCCCCCUCCCAGCAUCACCUGCAGCACAGCAGAGAACAAGUUAUGGCUUUUUUUAUGUUUUAUACCAGUGUGUGUGUGUGUGUGUGUGUGGUUAUGUGUGUGUGUUUGCUCCGAAAUGUGAAAUAUAUUGCCGUCUGUGCCAAAAUAAAAGCACAAAAGCCUCAUUUAACGCAGUUUAACACAGUGUGUGAUUCAGAUCUGCACGUUUCCUCUGAACAGAACCAGAAUCUACUGAACUCACUGAUAUUAGGUUUUGAUAUGAACUUCAAUCACUUCAGUAAAAUCUGAUGAGAUGUAACUGACUAUUAGGCCACAUUAGAUAUUAAGGUUUGAUUUAUUAUAUUUCAUUUCAAAACACUAAUUUAAACUGAAGCAUGUUGCUGUUGCUUUUCAGCUCCGUGGAAUUUUGAGGUCAAGUAUCAAAAAUAACUUUAUUUGCACUGAUGAUCAAUAAAAUGUACUUUUUUAAUCUGGGGAAAACAAUCGCAGUUCAAUGCAAUUGUUUCACAAUUUAUAUUCAUUAUUUAAGAUUUCUUUUCCUUUUUUUUUAAUAUUUAUUUUAGCUUUUCCCUGAUUUAAUUUAUUGCAAGGUUGUAAAUUAAUGUUUAAAAAAUAAGUUUGCUCCUGUUCCAUCUCAGGACUUUUCACUUUGAGUUCCAGAGGUUAUAAAGUUUUACAGCUUCCGGUUUCUUUAUGUUCACAGACCGAAAAAAACAACUAAACAAUACAUGAUGUUCAAAUAAUGAAAAAUUGUUGUUUUUAAAACUCUGCAAAACCAGUUUCUUAUUUUUAUUCUUAAACGUGAAUUUAUAUUAUUGGCGACGAAAAAAUUUAGAUGUCUUAUGAAGCAUCCACAGUUUAUAAAACUUUACACUUAUCGAAUGAUUUAAAUCAAGAGACUGAGUUUAAUAUAUUUACUGAGCAGUGAAGAUUUUCGUUUUUUAUUUUUUUUAUUUGUACGAUUUCCAUGAUUGAAUAUCCUAACAGCUUCAUGGCUGAAGGUCAAAA